Messenger RNA from Quercus robur (English oak), 2096 nucleotides. RefSeq names its product importin subunit alpha-4-like. The coding region runs from base 234 to 1856 and encodes 540 amino acids. Gene Ontology annotation, biological process: NLS-bearing protein import into nucleus. Gene Ontology annotation, cellular component: cytoplasm; nucleus. NCBI's taxonomy places the organism in Eukaryota, Viridiplantae, Streptophyta, Magnoliopsida, Fagales, Fagaceae. The transcript has 10 exons. The record is from RefSeq and is a predicted model, not a curated record. Gene Ontology annotation, molecular function: protein binding; nuclear import signal receptor activity.
CAUACCUUUGUCCACACGUACAAACAUAACCUAAGGCCUCAAGCCCACAAGUUUAUUCCUUUUACUCCCCCCAAAAAAAUAAUAGAGACUCACCACCAAAAUACAAGUUACCCAACCCGCCUUUUAUAUAAUCCCUCCUCUGUCUCUCUCUUUUAUUCUUUCCAGUCUCUGUGCGGCAUUUUUUCGAACACCUACAGAGCAAUCUCCCUCACCCCAAAUUCCGAACCCCAACAAUGUCUCUCCGUCCAAGCAGCACUCGCGCCGAGGUGCGUAAGAAGUCGUACAAGACUGGUGUGGACGCCGACGAGGCUCGGAGAAGAAGAGAGGACAAUCUGGUUGAGAUCAGGAAGAACAAACGGGAAGAUAACCUUUUGAAGAAACGGAGAGAAGGCCUUCUCGGCCUUCAGGCUCAGCCCAUGCAGCAACUUCUCGAUGCCACCCAAACCGCCGCUGCUUUGGAAAAACGGCUGGAAAGCAUUCCUGUGAUGGUACAAGGAGUAUGGUCUGAUGAUCCUACUGCUCAAUUGGAAUCAACCACUCAGUUUAGAAAGUUAUUAUCGAUAGAGCGCAGCCCUCCAAUUGAUGAGGUAAUCAAGGCAGGUGUGGUUCCUCGGUUUGUGGAGUUUCUUGGAAGGCAUGAUCUGCCCCAACUGCAAUUUGAAGCUGCUUGGGCAUUGACCAAUGUCGCAUCCGGAACAUCAGAGCAUACACGAGUUGUCAUUGAACAAGGUGCUGUUCCCAUGUUUGUGCAACUUCUUAGCUCUGCCAGUGAUGAUGUUAGGGAGCAGGCAGUGUGGGCUUUAGGUAAUGUUGCUGGUGAUUCUCCAACUUGUAGGGAUCUUGUUAUUGGUCAAGGUGCACUUGUGCCACUACUAUCGCAGUUAAAUGAACAUUCAAAAUUGUCCAUGCUGAGGAAUGCUACAUGGACUUUAUCUAACUUCUGUCGUGGCAAGCCACCAACGCCAUUUGAGCAGGUCAGAGCUGCCUUACCUGUCCUCCGGCAACUUAUAUACAUGAAUGAUGAAGAAGUUCUUACAGAUGCUUGCUGGGCCCUGUCUUAUCUUUCAGAUGGCACGAAUGAUAAAAUUCAGGCUGUUAUUGAAGCAGGUGUCUGUCCACGCCUUGUGGAGCUUCUGCUUCAUCCUUCACCUACAGUUCUUAUACCUGCACUUCGGACUGUGGGAAACAUUGUUACGGGUGAUGAUGCACAGACUCAGUUUGUAAUUGACAACCAAGUGCUCUCUUGUCUCUAUCAACUUCUCACACAAAAUCACAAAAAAAGCAUCAAGAAAGAAGCUUGUUGGACGAUCUCAAAUAUCACUGCUGGGAAUAAAGGUCAAAUACAGGCUGUUGUUGAGGCCAAUAUCAUUCUCCCUCUUGUACAUCUUCUCCAACAUGCUGAGUUUGACAUCAAGAAGGAGGCUGCAUGGGCUGUAUCAAAUGCCACCUCUGGAGGAUCUCAUGAGCAGAUUCAAUUCCUGGUGGCCCAAGGUUGCAUUAAGCCGCUAUGUGAUCUUCUAAUCUGUCCAGACCCAAGGAUUGUGACAGUGUGCCUAGAAGGGCUUGAGAACAUUCUGAAGGUGGGUGAGGCUGAUAAAGACAUGGGACUGAAUAACGGAGUCAACCUCUAUGCACAAAUGAUUGAUGAAUGUGAGGGUUUGGAUAAGAUAGAGAAUCUACAGUCCCAUGACAACAAUGAGAUUUAUGAGAAGGCCGUGAAGAUCUUGGAGAGAUAUUGGGCCGAGGAAGAUGAGGAAGAGCAGACACUCCAGGAGAAUGGGAAUGCAAAUCAACAGGAAUUUAAUUUCGGAACAAACCAGCCCAACCUUCCCCCUGGAGGUUUUAAAUUUGGGUAAAUUGGCAGUUUAGGAUUCUGGUUUCUAGCUUUGUAGGGUUUCCUUACUUUCCCUAUUUUGGUUUAUUUUCAAACUCAUUCUCAUUUUCCCCUAUUGCCAAGGGUCAGGGUUUUUGUUCUGGCACAUAGGCAAUUAAUUGUCUAUGAAAUUUGGUACAAGUGUUAAAGAUUCAACUUGCGGCUUUCUGUCUUGAUUUAUAUUUUUAUGAUCAAUAGGUAAAAAGUUAUUAUUGUGGUUGCA